Messenger RNA from Aspergillus clavatus NRRL 1, 351 nucleotides. RefSeq lists its product as uncharacterized. NCBI's taxonomy places the organism in Eukaryota, Fungi, Ascomycota, Eurotiomycetes, Eurotiales, Aspergillaceae. Gene Ontology annotation, cellular component: mitochondrial membrane. The transcript is spliced from 3 exons. Gene Ontology annotation, biological process: mitochondrial respiratory chain complex III assembly. The record is from RefSeq and is a predicted model, not a curated record. Bases 1 to 351 code for a protein of 116 amino acids.
AUGUCUCGCGUGGGCACCUGGCUGAAGAUGCUCGUGGCCGGCACGGUGAUCUGCGUCGGCGGCCCGGCAUUCGUGCAAUCCAUCCGACCAACCGACGAGGAGCUCUUCAAGCGGUACAACCCAGAUCUCCAGAAACGGAGUCUGGAGGAAGGCGACCGCCGCGCGCGGGAGUUCGACGAAUACGUCACACGCUUAAAGCAGUGGUCUAAGUCGGACAAGUCGAUUUGGUUUGCGGCGCAGGAACAGCAGGAGCAGAAGCGCGCGGAGCUCGAUGCGCAACAGAGCCGGUCGAAGGAUGAGGCGAGGAUACAGCGCGAGGAGAUGCGGAAGGAGCUUCUGGGGGAGAAAUGA